AUGUGUAUAUCUGCAUUGGAAGGUCGAGGGAUAAAAGAAGGCUAUAUCGUUUUCCAUCAUUCACCAUAUGCGAUCGGUCCGGUUUUGGCUUGUUAUACAACAACACCAACAGCACAAAUGACACCAUCGUACCUGCAUCCAGCUAUGUCAGAUAUUCCAAAACGACUUCAACUUGAGCCAACUAGCAACGAAAUCGAGGACAAAAAUCGAAGACAAAUAAUCAUUUGCAAUAAUGAAGCAAUGUGGUCCGAACAAUAA
Messenger RNA from Adineta ricciae, 258 nucleotides. Lineage: Eukaryota; Metazoa; Rotifera; Eurotatoria; Adinetida; Adinetidae. The record is from the annotation of a GenBank genome assembly.